AUGACAUUCAUGACAGAGAAAAUGGCAGGCACGCCUUACCAUCUCUUGCUCCUGAGUCUUGGGUUCUCUUUGGUUUAUGUGCUGAUGAAAGCAAUCCAAUUGUAUUACAAGAGACAAACACAGCUCAAGGCCCUUGAGAGUUUCCCAGGCCCUCCAAGCCAUUGGCUGUAUGGCAACAUCCACCAGAUCACCAGCUCCAGAGAAGAACUGAACAUAAUGUUGGAUUGGGCAGAGAAGUACCCCUAUGCUUAUCCACAAUGGCUUGGGGGAUUUUCAUGUAUCUUAAUCAGCAACCAUCCUGACUAUGCCAAAACAUUCUUUGGCAGAGGAGAUCCCAAGGAUAGACUCACCUGUGAGAGCUUGAUUCCUUGGAUUGGUAAAGGACUGCUUGUCUUAAAUGGACCCAAGUGGCACCAGCACAGGCGGUUGCUGACACCCGCCUUCCACUAUGAUAUUUUGAAGCCUUAUGUGGCAAAGAUUGCAGACUCAACCAAGGUGAUGCUGGAUAAAUGGGAAAAGCUGAUAGCACAGGAUCCUACAAAGUCUCUGGAGAUGUUUGACCACAUCAGCUUAAUGACUCUGGACAGCAUAAUGAAAUGCGCAUUCAGUUACAAGAGCAACUGCCAGACUGACAGAGAUCUAGAUUAUUAUGUCAAAGCUGUGUCAGAUCUGAAUUACUUAGCAUUUAAGAGAAUCACUUCGGGAGUGCUGCAAAAUGAUCUGCUCUAUUUAUGUACUCCAUCUGGGCGACACUUUAAGGAAAGUUGCAGGUUGGCACAUCAUCAUACAGAAAAAGUAAUUGAAGAGCGGAAGAAGUCCCUCCAGAAUGAAAGAGAGCUUGAAAAGAUCCAGCAGAAGCGACACUUGGAUUUUUUGGACAUUCUUCUUUGUGCCAAGGAUGAAAAUGGAGUUGGCUUGUCUGAUGAAGAUCUCCAUGCUGAGGUGGACACUUUCAUGUUUGCGGGCCAUGACACCACGGCCAGUGGGAUCUCCUGGCUCCUAUAUUCCAUGGCUCAGCACCCAGAACACCAACAGAGAUGCAGGGAAAAAAUCCAGGAAAUUCUGGAGGAUCGUGAGGAUAUUCAAUGGGAUGAUCUUAGCAAGAUGACAUACAUCACCAUGUGCAUCAAGGAGAGUCUACGCCUGUAUCCUCCAGUUCCAGGAGUGUCCCGACAGCUGAGCAAACCCAUCACUUUUUUUGAUGGACGUACUUUGCCUAAAGACUUUCUGAUUGCAAUCAACAUUCACGGUCUUCACAGAAACCCAGCUAUCUGGCAAGACCCUGAGGUUUUUGAUCCUACACGGUUUUCAGCAGAGAACUCAUCCCAAAGGCAUCCUCAUGCAUUCAUUCCAUUUGCAGCUGGAUCAAGGAAUUGCAUUGGACAGCAGUUUGCCAUGAAUGAGAUGAAAAUCGCUCUUGCUCUGAUACUGCUUCGCUUUGAAAUCUUGCCUGACCCAGCAAAUCUGCCCAUUCCCAUUCCUCAGCUCAUCCUCAAAUCCGACAAUGGGAUACACCUCUUCUUAAAGAAACUCAAAUGA
This is a messenger RNA of Euleptes europaea (tarantolino), 1539 nucleotides long. RefSeq names its product cytochrome P450 4A11-like. NCBI's taxonomy places the organism in Eukaryota, Metazoa, Chordata, Lepidosauria, Squamata, Sphaerodactylidae. The transcript has 12 exons. Bases 1 to 1539 code for a protein of 512 amino acids. Gene Ontology annotation, molecular function: heme binding; monooxygenase activity; iron ion binding. The record is from RefSeq and is a predicted model, not a curated record.